Messenger RNA from Trichosurus vulpecula (common brushtail), 3149 nucleotides. RefSeq names its product ERBB receptor feedback inhibitor 1 (gene ERRFI1). Lineage: Eukaryota; Metazoa; Chordata; Mammalia; Diprotodontia; Phalangeridae. Bases 243 to 1640 code for a protein of 465 amino acids. Gene Ontology annotation, cellular component: extrinsic component of cytoplasmic side of plasma membrane. Gene Ontology annotation, biological process: negative regulation of epidermal growth factor receptor signaling pathway; regulation of keratinocyte differentiation. The transcript has 4 exons. The record is from RefSeq and is a predicted model, not a curated record.
CCUACAAUCGACGGGGUUAGGUUCUCAAGGCAGGCUAGCGGCGUCUGCGCUUGCGCAAUGUCCCGGCCCUUCUGUCCGCGGCGCUGAGCCAGCCGGGACGGACAUGCGCGGGACGGAGGCUGGCGGCCGUGCGGCGGCGGCAGCGGCGGCGGCCGCCGCGGCUCCGCUGAGGGAAUGAAAGCUUCUGGCUAACUGAAAAUCUCGGAGUUGCCAAAGCGUGGAGACAUCGAGGAUAAGGCACAAUGUCAUCAGCAGGAGUUGCUGCUCAGGAAAUCAGAGUCCCAUUAAAAACUGGAUUUCUGCGGAAUGGCCAAGCCAUGGGAAGCCUGAAGACCUGCUGGGGAAGCCGCAAAGGGUUUGAGAACAACUUUUUGAAUAUUGACCCAAUAACCAUGGCCUACAACCUGAAUUCCACCACCCAGCAGCACCUGACAACCUUUGGGCACAUUUCAAAACCUGUCCCAGUGAAUGGCCACUGCUUCGCCGAAAACUGUUUCCGGACUCCAUCUCAGAUGAAGUCUGCCUUGCCGCCUCUCAUUCUAUCCCCCAGUGAACACUUUGGAAAGAGUGAAGAGGACCAUGUUGUUUGUGGUGUUAAGAAACUCUCUGUGAAUGGGGUCUGUGCUGCUUCGAGGAGUCCCCCACUCACACCUGUAAAAAACGGGCCUUCUUUGUUUUCCUCGGUGACUCCUGGUGAGCGGGGUUCCAGGCCCCUACCACCCCUGCCUAUCUCGGAGGACUUUUCUCGAGAUGACACAGACUGCGAGGUGGAAUUUAUAACAAGUUCAGACACAGACUUCCUCUUAGAAGACUGUUCACUUUCUGUCUUUAAAUACGGGGUUCCAGGCAGACGAAGCUUCCGUGGGUGCGGGCAGAUCAAUUAUGCAUAUUUUGACACCCCAGCUGUAGAAGAUGGGAGGCCAACAUCUGACCAACGUGAAAACGUACAAAACUCAACUCCUGUCCUUCAGCAGUCCCACCGGAAACUACGAAGGUCCCACUCAGGACCAGCUGGGUCCUUUAACAAGCCAGCCUCAAGGCUGUCCAGCCACUUACAUCGAGCGUCUCCUAAUUCAGAUGAAGACAAACCAGAAGUCCCCCCCAGGGUUCCCAUACCUCCCAGGCCAGUGAAGCCAGACUACAGAAGGUGGUCAGCAGAAGUUACUUCUAGCACCUAUAGUGAUGAAGACAGGCCUCCCAAAGUGCCUCCGAGAGAACCUUUAUCACGGAGUAACUCCCGCACACCAAGUCCCAAAAGCCUUCCGACUUACCUCAAUGGGGUCAUGCCCCCCACUCAGAGCUUUGCCCCUGAUCCCAAAUACGUCAGCAGCAAAGCAUUGCAAAGACAGAACAGUGAAGGAUCUGCUAGCAAGGGUCCUUGUAUUCUGCCCAUCAUUGAAAAUGGAAAGAAAGUGAGUUCAACGCAUUAUUACCUACUACCUGAGAGGCCGCCGUAUCUGGACAAAUAUGAGAAAUUCUUUAGGGAAUCAGAAGAAACCAGUGCUGCGAGUGCCCCCGUUCAGCCGCCGUCCAGCGACUGCCGGACGGCUGCAGUGACCGAAAAGCUGGACUCCAAAGCUAAAGUGGACCUUGAGGGCCAGGGGAAGCGCAAGCAUCUAUCCUAUGUGGUUUCUCCCUAAACUCUGGGAAUAUCAUUCAGCAACAGCACAGAGCGGGCCAAAUGAGCUCUCUGUGGCAUCCUUAGUUGUGGUGAGGUCGCCGAAGGUCUCACGACAAAGUAAACAGCUGAAGAGAAAGCGGUAAAUCAACUGUAAGGUGUUGUUAUGAGUAUCCCUCAGUUUUCUUUUGGAGAAAAGUCUUUUCUAUUCAAGUCUAUAUAAUUUAAAGAUGUGAUGUUGGGGGGAGGGGAAACAUAUAUAUAUAUAUAUAUCUAUAUAUAUCUAUAUAGGAACUUGUGGUAUAACCAUAGUUACAGGUUAACCAGUUAGUUACCAUCUUAGAGUAAUAUAUAUAUAUAUUCAGAGUAAUAAAAAAAAAAUUCAAGCUGGAGAAAUGAGACUGUGCUGCCAGACUGAAAACUGAGCAAGCAAAAGGACAGUAUUGUUUCCUUCAGAACCACAGAAGGUUCUGUUUUAGUGGGAUUGGGGGCUUUUGAUUUCCUUCUUUUCUUUUCUUUUUUUUUUUUUUUUUUUUUGAGUUUGACUUUUUCACAAAAACCUGGGCCUACAUUAGCAAGGAGCACAGGCUGGGAUGUGCUAGCCCAUUUAAAAAAUCAUUGCAGAGUCUGAUUGGCUUCUUCUAAAAGCUCAUUUGGGAAACAUGAGGCCACCUUUAUAUAUCUGACACUUGGAAAAAAUGAAAAGAAAGCAAAGCGAGUAGGUAACAGUCACAUAGAAUGAGACUUUUUUUUUUUCCUUCAUGGUGCCUUCUAAGUUCUUUUUAUCCACUAAAACAGCACAUUACAAAAAAUUGCCAAUUUCUCUUCCCCUAGGCAGAAGGAUGCAUUAGCCUCUCCCUGAUGGAAAGGCACCAAGGUGUUGACACUGUCAAUUAAUAACCAAUAAUGAAACAGUGACUUAAGAUCUGGAAUCUCUUCUCAUUUAUGGGUAGGCGGGUUUUUGUUUUUGUUUUUUGUUUUUUAAACUUCAAACUGUAUUAAUAACCGGAAAUACAACACAAGCUGGCCUUGUGUUGCUGGUUUCUAUUCAGUAUUUUCUGGAGGUGGUUUUGCUUUUUUAAGUGACACACUUCCACUGACCAACAGCACAAAUCGUCUUAACACAAGAGGUCAUCUUGUCCUCUUUUCCAUCCUUGGCAGUAAAAUCCUGAGCAAAAGAUCUGAUUCACUGCUUCCAAGUCUGCCCCCGUUGCUUGUGUUCACCUUACUCCCAUGCUUUCAGUGUAUUUAUCCUCUCUGGAGAAGCACAGAAGGAAAGGUGCUCACGAUGUUGUCCUACCAGUAAAAACAAGCUGUUUACAGUUUAAACUGCUGAAUGAUAUUAUUUGAGCUAUUUAUAGCUUAUUAUAUUUUAGUACAGAUUAAAUGAAGGUGAAAACAUGAUAGAAAAUGCACUGAUUUCUGCAUCAUGUGUACAGUAUUGGACAAAGGACUUUAUUCAUUUGUUGCAUUAUUUUGAAUAAUAUGUCUUUUCAUUUUAAUAAAGUUAUAAUACUUAUUUAUGACACCA